GAAACACGGUCGUCAGCGCACAGCAAACUCCGCAACGGUGGGGCGGCUGGCAAUUCCACAACCACAGGCAGCGUGGGCGGUGCAAAGGGGCGGCGAAACGGCAACGCGAACAGCGGCUCUGGGGCGGUCAGUGGCGGGGGCGGCACUGCUCCCGCUUCACCUACAGGCACGUUCGUGCCGCCCAGGCCGGAUAACAAAAGGAAACAGCGGUCGGGAGAGGAAGAGAGUAAUACUGGAAAUAAUGGCAAUGGUAGCGCGCAGACGCAACAGAAUGCUACGCCACAUGGUGCUACCCCUUCAGGUGCAACCGUAAGCCAAGCAGCGAAAAAGCGAAGUCCUCCACACCCACGGUAGUGGUGACAACGACGCCAAGUCACAGUCCUCCACCCUCUCCGGUGCUACUAGAGUGUCCGGAACCGAACUGUUCCAAGAAGUACAAACAUAUCAACGGGCUGAAGUACCAUCAGUCGCACGCUCACGGCAGCAUCACGGCAGUCUCUGCAGGUACUGCUGUGCCGGAUGAUAUCGAUAUGGAUACUAAGGACAUUUCGGAGAACGACGAAUCGAACAUCGAAGCUCCAUCGCCAGCCACUCCUGUCAAAUCCCCGGAGAAACCAGUAGCAACAGACAGCCCCACCUCCAUCCCUGUUGCUACUAAGAAAGACCCCGCCCCCACGGAGGCGGUCAGCCAACCAAGCACUCCACCAUCUCCAGCAGCUACACCCCAGGAAGUAGUUCCAGGAAUGCCCGCCUCACCUGCGGGUACGCAGCAGGACAAGGGGCAGCAGGUGGCGGUCCCAGGGGCCACGGCCGCUGCGACACAGCAACAGGUAGUCAAGCCGGGUGUGUUGAGGUAUACGCCGACUCAAGGACAACCGCAACAGCAGGAUGAAUAUGGUAUAGGGGUGUUUUCGCCGCCACAGGGAAAACCUCAAGUGACAGGUGCCCCUCCAUUGGGCCCAGUCGCCGUAGGCGUAGGCCUAGGAGGACCCGGCGUUCGCGUCAACCCUCUCCAAGAACAACCAGUUCUUCUCUCCGACCAACCCUCUCCACAGCAACCGCCCCCACCAGUCUCAUUCGCCGGACAACUGCCACAGUCUCAAGGUGGCCCGGUACCGCCUCAACAGCAGCAGUUCGCGCAACCGCCGUCGAUCAUCAUCCCCGGAGGCGGUACGACGCUGCAACAGCCGCCCCCAGUGUCGCCACAUCCUCCACAAAGUCCCAAGGUGCUGCCUCAGAGUCCGCAGAGCGCGCAACAGCAGUUCAAGGUCAAGCCUGCGUCAGCGCUUAUGCCAGAUGACAAGAAGUCACAACAGCAGCAGCAACAGCAAAUCAGCAAUAAGGGUCAACCUCAGUCGCCUUUCGCUAAGAAAAAAGCGAGAAAAAGUCCAGCCGGAAGUCCAAAUCCUGCGCUUGCACCCACGGAUCAACCUUUAUAUGGUUCUGAUCAACCUGCAGGUCGAGAAGAGGUCCAAAGCCCGGCGUACUCGGACAUAUCCGACGACGGCGCCCCACCUGUCACAGAACCCGUGGACGCCGUAGUUGUCGAUCGCAACGCCCCUGGUGGCCAACCUCCCAAACCGCCGGGAAGCGGUUCGGAUAAAAAGGCAGACGGAACAGUAUCAGGACCGCCCGGCGCUGGAGGGCAGCCGCUGCCGCCCCAUAUGCCUCCCCAGUACGGCAUGUACCACCCGUUUUACGGGCAGCCGACGCAUCAGUAUCUGGUGCAGCAGCAAGCCCAGCAACAACAGCAGGCACAGGCGGAAAAGCAGGCCAAAGAGCAGCAGGAGAAGCAACAGCAGCCACCGAUGGGCGGGCCUGGGGAUAAGCAGGGUGAUAAGGAUGGGAAGAAGGACAGCGAUUAUCCUCAGAAAGUCCUCCAACAGCACUACUAUCCAUACGGAUACGUGCCAGGUUAUCCAUGUAAUCUAGAUACGACAUAUGGCGGAGUGCCUCUAGUCCAAGAGGACAAACUGAAGGAAGACCGGGUCAAGAAAACGCCGAGCCCAAUAGAACAGGGUGGAGGGAAACAGGCACAGCCUAUUCCCAAUCCUAUUCAGGUACCAACGCCAAAGGUAAAGUCCACUAGUGAUAAGGACAAACAUCAAAACGAGAACCAUCAAAUACUAAAGGAGAGUAUAGAGAUCAAAAAUCAGAUGAAUCCUUAUAUGUACUCCAGUAGACAACAACCACCCCAACAAGUUCCAGCUCAGCAACAUCAUGGACAAAGGGACGAAGAUGUUCGGAGAUUUUAUAUCUACCCUGACCAAAGGCGAAAAGAGCAAGGUGUCCCUCAGGAGCAUAAGAGCAGUUCACAAUCAAAUAAGGUCCAGUUACCUCCCAGCCCAAGCCUCAAACCCAAAGACAUAAAAUUAGAGGAACCCUUGCCAAAGAAGGAGAAAGACCAAGUGUCAACGAAACAGGAAGGCGUAAAGCCCACCAUGGAAACACAGGGUCCUCCGCCACCCCCGACGUCCCAGUACGCAUACAUCCAUCCCUCGUAUAUGCAGCAACAUUACGGGGCGCUACCCUUUGAUCCGGCCCACCCUAUGUACAGGGUGAUGGUUCCUGGGCCGUACAGUGGCAGCCCAUACUUGCAUGCGCCCAUGCAGAGGUACCACGCCCCGGAGGACCUAAGUCGAGCCCCUCCUCCACCGCCAACCAAAGCCCUCGAUAUGCUGCAGCACCACGCUCAGUACUAUUCUUCGCACAAGAUCCACGAGCUGCAGGAACGCGCCAUCAAGAGUCCCACACCGAAAACGUCUUCGGCGGCGUCGCCGUCUACAGGAGGCGGUGGCACUGGCGGAUCUGGAGGUGGCGUUCAGUCCCAAGUAGGUCAAGGACAAGGUGUCGGAGGCGGACACGGUCCUGGUGGACCACCCCCACAGCAUACGCAACCGCAGUCAGGUGGAGGCGGUCAACCCCCAGUGGGCGGAAACGGAAGCGGCAAACAGCAAAGUGGAGGUGGCGGAGGUGGUGGACAGCAAGGAGUACAGGAUAAAGACAGCCGAAGUCCGCCACCACAAAGGCACGUUCACACCCAUCACCAUACGCAUGUCGGUUUGGGGUAUCCUAUGUACCCCGCACCAUAUGGAGCUGCCGUACUAGCGUCGCAACAAGCAGCAGCGGUGACAGUGAUCAACCCAUACCCAAAAUGACUGCAUCAAUAGUGUCGCAGUAGUGACUAACAUUCCAAUUCUCAGUGAGUGUCGUACCAGGACAGUGUAGAAGGUCUCUUAGUGACAUGUACCCCCUUGAGACUCAUCCCUUUAGCUAUUCGUGUCUGUAGCGAAGACCCCCCUAAUGAAGGUUGCGAUCUGUUGGAUCGUUUUCUGACAUUGGUUUCCCUUGUGGUUAUUGGACACAAAAAUUCGCGAAGAUAGUGACAGUUGCGUAAGAUGUGCUUGCUGUUAGGGGAAUCACAGUGACAUGGUAUCUAGUGCGGAUUCUGCGUUUAGUAGAGACGAUUGGACGAUAAAGUGCUAUUUUGUAGACGUGAGGAAAACCUUUGAAGGCAAAUUUUGUGCGUCAUGUUGGUGGUGCGGAAGUUGGUCUAAAUUGUGUACUGGGUUGGCAGUAUGCAUGUAAGCGUUAGAGUUGCAAAACUCUGAUAAUGGUCUAUUCGAAAAUACUAGAGACAAAGAUUAUGUUUUACUCAGGAGAGACGUACAUGUCUACUUCUUUUGAUCGUGACCGUCAACCAAAGUACCAUUUCUCAGCAUAUUACAAUUUAUCAUAACAUAUAUUCCCCCAGGACCGGCUUCAUGCGGUAAGCAUGUGAGGCAGGGCGAAGUGUCAGGGGAGGCGCAAAAUUCUCGAUUAAUAUGAGGGGGGAUGCAUAUUAAAUCCUUUGUCUCAGGGCGCACAAAAGUCUGAAACCGGCCCUGAUUUCCUCAAACCUAGGCCCAUGAAGCCGUGAUAAAGUCAAAAGUUUGUCUCGAUCCUAUUUACUAACACACAAAAGCUGAAGCAAUAGAUUUUGCAGCUGCUGCUAUAUUUCAUGUCAGCUGACUGAUUAUUACGUCGACUAUAUUAAAAGAAAUGGAAGUGAAAUAUAUAUCAGUUCAGUAUCAAGUUUCAUACAUAAGAUGAUUUAGCAUUUACUUUUAACAAAAAAUUACCUUCAAUUUUUAUUUAUUUAAGCUACAGGUUAUUGUUCGUUUCUCUUCAAAAUUCAUAAUAAAUUGUAUCUUUUGACGCCUGCGAUAACUAAUAUCGGACUGAAUUUGUUCAUCAGAAAUGGUAUUUUCAAGUUUGUUCGACAGCCGCGCUCAAAAAGAAGGCUUUGACUUUUAAAUGGGACUGCUUCUUAUAAAUAUUUAAAAGUGUGAUAUUUUUGUCGAUACAUUAUGUUGAAUCAUUCGGUACUAUCAAUAUAAAUUUACAGAUAGUUAUACUAAGAGAAGAUACUUCAUGGGAUGUCUUUAGAAUCCGCCGGUCCGCCCCAUUCACCUUGGCCUUACAACAACAACAGCGAUCCAUGAGCGAACCGCCCUUGGUUUGGUGGUUCAAAAGUUUUGGGACGGCAUAUUUUUUGAGAGAAAUCAAACCAAAUACCAACAAUAGAGUGUGUUUAAUCAAAUAAAAAAUAAGAAAGGAACUAUUUUCCACUAAAACUCGGCUAGUUGGUAAUUAUUUCUAUAAAAAUUUGCUUUAAAUUCGUGAUUCAUCGAAAUGUCCACCACGAGCUCGAAUACUGCAUGACAGACACGACUCAUCCGACGUAUCAAAUUUUCAAGAAUAAUUGGAGAUAAGGAUACUCUCGGUACCUGCACUAGUAGGCUCUUGUUGCUUCACCUGUCUGUCCAACUCACUAAUAUUCAGUAGGAGACAAAUCUGGGGACUGGGAAGGCCACGUCGUUUUUCAUUGCACCAAGUUCUUGCUGCAGGUCCAAAUAAUUGCGGCAUAGUCGAGAUGAAUGGUCAGGGUCGUUGUCUUGAUGAAAUUCGAAAUUGUUUCCAACAAUCCUUUGUCCUGAGGGAACAGCGUGGUUUUCCAAUAUUUCCAAAUUCCGCUCUUUUCGCAUUAUACCCUUAAUACGAACCAAAUCUCCUGUUCGAUUUCCAGCAAAACAGCUCCAAACCAUUACACUCCCACCUCCAUGUUUAACAGUGGGCUGCAAUCAUUGCGGAGCCAUGCGUUUAUGAGGUUGGCGGCGUACAAACUGUCGUCGUCGAGAUUCGAACAUUUCGAAUUUGGAUUCAUCCUACCAAAGGACUCGAUUCCAACCGUCAGUGGUCCAAUCCUUGUGUUUUCGAGUCCAUGCUAACCGGUUGAGUUUAUUUAUAGGUCGCAGGAGUGGUUUGCAUGCUGCUACACAUCCUCUAAGGUUAGCCCUUUGUAAGCGGCGUUUUACCGUGGUCAUGGACACAGGGUUUUCCCUCGUUCUGUUCAAGCUUUGUAUGAGUUCAGGCGAAGUUAAAUGUCUAUUUCGCUUAUUUGUUAUUACUAUAAACCUAUCCUCAGGAACAGUUGUAACUGUGCGUCUUCCAGAGCGUGGUCGAUCUGCGACACUGCCUGUUUCCCUCUUUUUCUUCAAAAUUUGAGACACAGUGUUCCGUCCUAAAUGCAGCUUUUCAGCAAUCGCUCGAGUUGGCAAUCCCUCAUCACGUGAGGCACAUACUGCACCCCGUUUUUCAAGAGAAACGUUACCCGUCUUUACCAUUUUCCAUAAUUUUGAAAAAAUCUGACCCUAGCACAUCGACUAGUAGUUUAUGCUAAACUACGUACAAUUUUUACUUUGUUUCAUUGAUACCCAGAAUGUUUAUGUAUCACAUUACGCGGAACAUAAUACAUAGUACAAAAACAAGUAAGCAGCGGAAGGAAAUCGGCCGAUUUAUGACUACAAUGAACUAAUAAAAAUAUCGGCGUCUCUAAUAUAAAGAUGUUUACAUUUAUUCCCUUUUAAGUGGUGUGUAAUAAUCAAUCAAUGUCAUAUAAGCCAUUUUAAGUUCUCUAAAAAAAAGUUACUGUCCCAAAAUAUUUGAGCGGUAGUGUAACAUAUAUGUGUGCCAGAGAUUGAUGUAUGAAAGUAAUUCCUAUUGUUUUACUGGGAUCUAUCAAAAGGCUACAUUCAUUUUUCAAUAUAUUUGACUCGGCACGCAUUUUAGCGCUCGCAUUUGUUAAAAUAUGAAUGCCAGUGUAAUAUCUAAGAAUUCUACUUGUUAAAAUGCCCGAUAUCAUUGAUUAACGUAUUCUACCUAAUACUAUAUUCGCGCGUCCGAAAAAUUAUCAUAGAUGAAAUGGGAUAUCGUAGCGUCAUAUACGAAAAUUUGUUACAGCUUUUUUCCCUUUCUGUUUUAGUAACGUCUCUAUCACUCCCUAAUUUUUAUCACCUUCUCUGUCUUCUCUGGGUAUAACUUCUCUUUGGUUUUCACCUUGAAUAUUCUUGAAGGUUCAAUACGACUCCAUAAAUUUUUAUUUUUUUUUGUACGAAAAUUAAAAAAUGUACAUACAUGUAUGUAUGGUGUUAUAAAAAGAAAAUGAAGUUUCUUCCAACUCAUCAAAGCUUUUAAUUCUGCAAGCACAGGUAUUUGAAGUGCAUGAGUAUAUUUUCUGAAAAGUUAUUAUCGGAAAACGUUCUAGAGUUUUUGCUAUUCAGUGUAGAUACACUAAGAUGUGAGAAAACUUCCACCAAACCUGUUUAUAGGAUGCACAAGAUUUACCUUUGGAGCUGUCUUUCCAUCUGUACAAAGUUGUAGAAAUUGUAAACGCUACAUAUAUGCUAGCUUACAUGUAAACAUGCAAUUUGUAUAGAAGCGAUGUCUCUGUAUUCACCAAACAUUAUUGGAAACCGUCAAAAAACGAAUCUAGCGGAUUCGCCCCGAAGUUUUAAGUGUAAAUAAUGUAAAGCCGUACGUAUCGUUCCUUUAGUUACUUACUUUGUAGUAGACUGAAUAUUUGAAAUUACCUAGGUACUGUGUAUUUUUUAAUGUCUUCUUUUGUCGUAUGAAAACAAAAUAAGAACUAGGUAUAAACUUUUUAUUUUUAUUAAAAAUGUGCGUUCCAGUUUUAGUGGGGCGUUUGUAUGAUUACGAAUGUUUUUUUGUUUCUUUUUUUACUUAAACAAUUGGAGUCUGUACAUCCUGUAAUUUCUGUAAAUAUGGUCUUGUCUUAUUAUUUAUGCGCUAUUGCGAACAUUGAAAAAACACCUUUUUGUGUAUAGUAAAAUAAAAUUUUUGUUAUUCUUUUUUAAUAAAUGUAUAUUUAUAUUUUACCCUAUUUUAUUCGUGUGAUACAAAUUUUUGGACGAUUUUUUAUGACGGUAUAAAGGAUAUUUGUAGAAAAUUACCUACUGUACAGACUACGAAAGGCUUUAAUGUAAAAUUGCUU
Messenger RNA from Acanthoscelides obtectus, 7333 nucleotides. NCBI's taxonomy places the organism in Eukaryota, Metazoa, Arthropoda, Insecta, Coleoptera, Chrysomelidae. The record is from the annotation of a GenBank genome assembly.